Molecule: messenger RNA, 933 nt
Organism: Seminavis robusta
Lineage: Eukaryota; Bacillariophyta; Bacillariophyceae; Naviculales; Naviculaceae
Source: the annotation of a GenBank genome assembly
AUGUUCGGCAGAUUGGAAACCUCCAAGCACAUCAUACCAGAUGAGACCGAAUGCAGCAGUCGAAGAGACGCGUUGUCCAAGCUGAUACUACUACCAGUACUAUCUUCCACACCAGAGUUUUCCUGGGCCGCCACGGACAGUCCCUUUUCCUUUCAACAAGCCGAAUCGUCGCAACUGGCUGUGGGAUUGUUGGAAGCACGCGUCACGGAAAACGUACUGAGUCCACCGCCCUAUGGCAUGGAAGUACCAGACAUCAUUUAUCCCAGCUGGUUUCAAGGAACCUGGCAAAUCUCCUCUCGAACCACAGACGUGCAAGCACCCUGUGGCGCGGCACUCUUUGGAGGAAAUGCCACAUUGGAACGAGCCAAGAACGAAAUUGGAACCACGCUACAAUACGAUGCCAGGUUCAUUUCUACUACUACCAGUACUGGUGCAAUUGUGGCCGAUCGAUACUACAAUGUACAGUCGAUUGCCAAGGCUGCCAUGGGAGAAUUCAGUGUCAUGGACAUUCCCGUUGCUACACCCAACAAAUUGACAUGCGUCUUGCUUCCCAAGGGAUCACCACGCAUGUUACAAGUCGAUCUCAUUGCGCUCAAUCGACGACAAGAAACCAUUUCGGAUCUCCAGUUUGAUUGCAGUGAAGUCACACGGGAAAUUGUUGCUCCCGUCAACAAUAACAAUGCACCACCGCAACAACAACCACAAUCCAACAACAACAACAACAACAACAACAAUCCCAUUUUAAAAGAAAUCGAAACCACGUCGCUGUAUACGUACAAUCCCUCCAAGAACGAGAUUACCUGUCAACAACGGUCGGCCACAUUCCUACUGCCGUCGCAAACAUCCCCCAUUGCCUACAAAAUGUGGGAAGCGGCCAGAGGACGGCCCAUUGAUACUAGAUUCUAUCAAGUGCGGUAUACCAAAAAGGGGUGA